This is a messenger RNA of Fulvia fulva, 1041 nucleotides long. RefSeq names its product UPF0676 protein. The record is from RefSeq and is a predicted model, not a curated record. The coding region runs from base 1 to 1041 and encodes 346 amino acids. The transcript has 3 exons. Gene Ontology annotation, molecular function: dioxygenase activity. Lineage: Eukaryota; Fungi; Ascomycota; Dothideomycetes; Mycosphaerellales; Mycosphaerellaceae.
AUGGGAUCGAUCAUUAGAGACGAAGCAAUCAGCAUCCCCGUCAUCGACAUCAGCGAUGCAAACACCAACGCACCACAACAACUCCUUGACGCCGCCUGCAACUUCGGCUUCGUCUUCGUGGCCAACAACUCCGCUGGCAUUUCGAAAGACUUGAUAGCAAAGCUCUUCGCCAUCUCGGAAGACUUCUUCGCACUACCAACAGAUACCAAACAGAGCGUUUCCAUAUCGUCUAACAAAGCCGACAAGAACCAUGGCUGGCUUAGUCAAGGCGUUGAGAAAUUGAAUCCUGCUAUGCAACAGCGGCCUGAUGUGAAGGAAGCCUUCAACAUGAGCCUCCCAGACAGCAAUGGCGCUUACGAACAACCCUUUCCACCUUUAAUCCAAGACAACAUCCAAGCCAUCAAAACCUUCCAAUUCGCCUGCCAUACUCUCUGCCAACGGCUCCUCGCCCACUUCGCCACAGCCCUGCACAUCGAUCAAGGUUGGUUCACGUCUCGCCACGAUUUUGUCGCAACCGGGAAAUCUCACGGCAGUAUUUUUCGUCUCCUUUAUCAUCCAGCCCUUAACGCUGCUCUGCAUGAUGAUGUCGAUAUUCGGGCUGGGGCGCAUAGUGAUUAUAAUUCCCUGACAUGUCUCUUCCAACUCCCUGGCCAACCCGGCUUGGAGAUUCUGACGCCAAAGGGUGAUUGGGCACCUGUACCGGUUGAUCCUCUGGGCGAUGGGAAUCUGCCGAUUCUAGUCAAUAUCGGAGAUCUGAUGCAGGAUUGGACUGGUGGGCUGUUGAAAUCGACGAAGCAUCGGGUAGUCUUCCCAACUACUGAUACUGACACUAGUGUCGGGGAGAAGGGAGGGGAUAGGUACAGUAUUGCAUACUUUUGUCAUCCCUUAGACGACGCAGUACUGGAGGCCGUGCCGAGUGACGUUGUGCGGGAGCAUGCCGCACAGCAAGGAGGUAGCAUCAAGGAGGGCAAAGUCGUCACGGCGAGAGAUCAUUUAAUGGAGAGGUUGGCUGCGACGUAUAGCGUCCAGGAAGGGAAAUGA